AUGGAUGUCCCCGGCUUCGCAUUGGUCACAGGCGCAGCUUCUGGCAUCGGCAGAGCAUGUGCCCGCGGUUUCGCCCAAGAAGGUUCCGCCGGCAUCGCGCUGCUAGACCUCAACGCAGACGCACUGAAGACCGUCAAGGAGGAGAUUGAAGCCGAGUUUGGAAAAGACCGCAAGAUUGAGUUGCUCACCUACCCCAUCAACGUUGCCAACGAAGAGCAAGUCGUCAAGGUCGUCAACGAAGCAGCCGCCAAGUUUGGGCGGUUGGACUACGUCGUCAACGCCGCCGGCAUCGCCAUCAAGCACCAGGGCGGCGCCGCCUUCGCCAAGACGGAGGACUGGCAGCGCGUGCUCGACGUCAACAUUAACGGAACCUUUUACGUGCUGAGGGCUGCGGCGCAAAUCAUGUUGAAGCAAGAGCCUAUUUUGUCGGCGAUUGACGGCAGACCGUUGCAAAGGGGAUCCAUUGUCAACUUUGGCUCCAUUCAGGGUGUUGUGGGCAUCACGCUCUCUACGGCGUACACGACGACCAAGCACGCCGUCAUCGGGCUGACCCGCACGGCGUCCGAGGACUAUGCCAACCAAGGGCUGCGCAUCAACGCCAUUUGCCCGGGCUACACAGAGACGCCGAUGACGACCAAGAACCCCGAGGUGUUGAAGGCGAUGAAGGAGAGGGUGUCGACCGCGGUGCCGAUGCAGAGGAUGGGACGUCCCAAGGAGAUUGCCGAUGGUGUGUUGUACCUGGCUGGCGGCAGGAGUUCGUUUGUGACUGGGUCUGCGUUGAUGGUGGACGGAGGGUAUACUUCGAGAUAG
This is a messenger RNA of Colletotrichum orchidophilum, 810 nucleotides long. RefSeq lists its product as uncharacterized. Gene Ontology annotation, molecular function: oxidoreductase activity, acting on the CH-OH group of donors, NAD or NADP as acceptor. The coding region runs from base 1 to 810 and encodes 269 amino acids. Lineage: Eukaryota; Fungi; Ascomycota; Sordariomycetes; Glomerellales; Glomerellaceae. The record is from RefSeq and is a predicted model, not a curated record. The transcript has a single exon.